Messenger RNA from Oncorhynchus masou masou (cherry salmon), 3120 nucleotides. RefSeq names its product basic proline-rich protein-like. The transcript has 2 exons. The annotation marks the transcript as partial. The record is from RefSeq and is a predicted model, not a curated record. NCBI's taxonomy places the organism in Eukaryota, Metazoa, Chordata, Actinopteri, Salmoniformes, Salmonidae.
CCAGCCUCCACCACCCACCCAGCCAGCCAGCCAGCCUCCACGACCCACCCAGCCUACACCACCCACCCAGCCUACACCACCCACCCUAACUCCACCACCCAUCCAGUCAGCCUCUUCCACCCAGCCAGCCUAGUCCACGUGGCCUCCACCACCCAGCCAGUCUCCUCCAACCAGCCAGCUUCCUCCACCCAGCCUCCUCCACCCAGCCACCCAGCCAGCCUCCUCCAGCCAGCCUCCUCAAAGCAGCCUCCACCACCCAACCAGCCUCCACCACCCAACCAUCCUCUACCCAGCCAGCCUCCUCCACCUAAACUCCACCACCCAACCUCCACCACCCAAUCAACCCACCCCACCCAGCCAGCCAGCCUCCUCCACCCAACCAGCCUCCUCCACGCGGCCAGCCUCCUCCACCCGGCCUCCACCACCCAGCCAGUCUCCUUCACCCAACCUUCACCUCCCACCCAGGCUUCACCACCCACCCUAACUCCACCACCCAUCCAGCCAGCCUCGUCCACCCGGCCUCCACCACCCAGCCAUUCUCCUCAAACCACCCAGCCUCCUCCACCCAGCCAGCCUCCUCCAACCGGCCUCCACCACCCAGCCAGUCUCCUCAAACCAGCCAGCUUCCUCCACCCAACCACCUCCACCCAGCCACCCAGCCAGCCUCCUCCACCCAGCCUCCUCAAAGCCGCCUCCACCACCCAACUAGCCUCCACCACCCAACCAGCCAGCCUUCACCCAGCCAGCCUCCACCACCCACCCAGCCACCCACCCACCCAGCCUCCACCACCCACCCAGCCACCCACCUACCCAGCCUCCACCACCCAUCCAACCAGCCAGCCUCCUCCACCACCCAAACAACCCACCAACCCAGCCAGCCUCCUCCAUGCAGCCAGCCUCCUCCACCAACCAGCCAGCUUCCUUCACCCAGCCUCCUCCACCCAGCCAUCCUCCUCCACCCAUCAUCCUCCUCCACGCAGCCGCCACCACCAGCCACCGCCACCACCCACCCAGCCAGCCUCCUCCACCCACACAGCCAGCGUCCUAAACCCACCCAGCUUCCUCCACCAAGCCAGCCUCCUCCACCCACCCAGCCUCCUCCAUCCACCCAGCCAGCCAGCCUCCUCCACCACCCAACCAGCCUCGUCCACCCAGCCUCCUCCACCCACCCAGCCGCCACCACCCAACCAGCCGCCACCACCCAAGCAGCCUCCUCCACCUAGCCAGUCUCGUCCAUCCAGCCAGUCAGCCUCCUCCACCCAACCAGUCUCCACCAACCCAGCCAGCCAGCCUCGUCCACCCGGCCUCCACCACCCAGCCAGUCUCCUCAAACCACCCAGCCUACCCAACCCAGCCAGCCUCCUCCAACCGGCCUCCACCACCCAGCCAGCCUCCUCCAACGGCCUCCACCACCCAGCCAGUCUCCUCAAACCAGCCAGCUUCCUCCACCCAACCACCUCCACCCAGCCACCCAGCCAGUCUCCUCCACCCAGCCUCCACCCACGCAGCCUCCACCACCCAACCAGCCAGCCAGCCUCCACCCAGCCAGCCUCCACCACCCACCCAGCCACCCACCCACCCAGCCUCCACCACCCACCCAGCCACCCACCUACCCAGCCUCCACCACCCAUCCAACCAGCCAGCCUCCUCCACCACCCAAACAACCCACCAACCCAGCCAGCCUCCUCCACCCAGCCAGCCUCCUCCAUGCAGCCAGCCUCCUCCACCAACCAGCCAGCUUCCUUCACCCAGCCUCCUCCACCCAGCCAUCCUCCUCCACCCAUCCUCCUCCACGCAGCCUCCACAACCCACCCAGCCAGCCACCUCCACCCACCCAGCCAGCGUCCUAAACCCACCCAGCUUCCUCCACCAAGCAAGCCUCCUCCACCCACCCAGCCAGCCAGCCUCCUCCACCACCCAACCAGCCUCCACCACCUAGCUAGCCUCCCCUCCACCCAGCCAGCUUUCUCCUCCCAGCCUCCUCCACACAGUCAGCCUCUUCCACCCAGCCAGCCUAGUCCACCCGGCCUCCACCACCCAGCCAGUCUCAUCCAACCAGCCAGCUUCCUUCACCCAGCCUCCUCCACCAUGCCACCCAGCCAGCCUCCUCCACCCAGCCUCCUCAAAGCAGCCUCCACCACCCAACCAGCCUCCACCACCCAACCAGCAGCUACCCAACCAGCCUCCUCCACCCAACCUACACCACCCAACAUCCACCACCCAAACAACCCACCCACCACCCAGCCAGUCUCCUCCAAUGAGCCAGCUUCCUCCACCCAGCCUCCUCCACCCAGGCAGCCUCCUCCACCUGGCCUCCACCACCCAGCCAGUCUCCUCCAACCAGCCAGCUUCCUCCACCCAACCACCUCCACCCAGCCACCCAGCCAGCCUCCUCCACCCAGCCUCCUCAAAGCAGCCUUCACCACCCAACCAGUCUCUACCCAGCCAGCCUCCUCCACCCAACCUCCACCACCCAACCUCCACCACCCAAACAACCCACCCACCGAGCCAGCUAGCCUCCUCCACCCAGCCAGUCUCCUCCAACGAGCCAGCUUCCUCUACCCAUUCUCCUCCACCCAGCCAGCCUCCUCCACCCGGCCUCCACCACCCAGCCAGUCUCCUCCACCACCCAGCCAGUCUCCUCCAACCAGCCAGCUUCCUACCACCCAACCACCUCCACCCAGCCACCCAGUCAGCCUCCUCCACCCAGCCUCCUCAAAGCAGCCUCCACCACCCAACCAGCCUCUACCCAGCCAGCCUCUUCCACCCAACCUCCACCACCCAACCUCCACCACCCAAACAACCCACCCAGCCAGCCAGCCAGCCAGCCAGCCUCUUCCACCCAGCCAGCCUCCUCCACGCAGCCAGCCUCCUCCACCCGGCCUCCACCACCCAGCCAGCUUCCUCCACCCACCCAGCCUUCUCCACUCAGCCAGCAUCCCUCCACCCACCCAGCCUCCUCCACCCACCCAGCCAGCUAGCCUCCUCCACCCAGCCAGCCUCCUCCACGCAGCCUUCUCCACCGAGUCAGCCUCCCCACCCAGCCAGUCUCCACCCACCAGCCAGCCAGCUAGCCUCCUCCACCCAGCCAGCCUCCUCCACCCAGCCUACACCACCUAG